AUGCUGUCCAAGACCUCACUUGCUCUGAUUGGGGCUGCCGUGGUGGCUGCACACAGCAGCCAUGGCCCUCAGAGUCCGAUCUCGGGACCCCAUCAGUCUCUCUGGUACAAUACUAUACCCGGCGAUGGAGGCACACAGGCCGACUCUGUCUUCUCCGGCAUCUCGACCUUCGGGCGUCUGCCAUAUGCCCAAUGCCUGUCCCCUCAGAGCGAUGCGAAAUAUGACAUCGCCUUCAUUGGUGCCCCUUUCGAUACCGGUACUUCAUACCGCCCAGGAGCACGUUUCGGCCCAUCUGGCAUCAGGCAGGGGUCACGAAGGUUGAACCUCUACGGAGGAUACAAUGUUCCCCUCGACACGAACCCGUUUAGCAGCUGGGCCUCUGUGCUCGAUUGCGGCGAUAUUCCCGUGACUUCGUAUGACAACACAUGGGCUCUUCACCAGAUCGAAGAGGGUCAUUACAGUAUCCUCUCCCGCGACCCAGCCACCGACGCUGACAAGUUCGGCCCGGCAAAGAAGGGUAAGACCCUGCCCAGGGUGAUCACGCUCGGCGGAGACCACACCAUCACGCUGCCCCUGCUGCGGUCUAUCAACAGGGCCUACGGGCCUGUGUCUGUCAUCCACUUCGACUCCCACCUCGACACCUGGCGCCCCAAGGUCUUUGGUGGCUCGCCGUCUGAGGUCGCCAGCAUCAACCACGGCACCUACUUCUACCACGCUGCCCAGGAGGGCCUGCUGAAGAACGACUCGAACAUCCACGCCGGCAUCCGGACAACACUUAGUGGGCCCUCGGACUACGACAAUGAUGGCUACUGCGGCUUCCAGAUCGUUGAGGCCCGUGAAAUUGACACCAUUGGCAUUGAUGGGAUCAUCAAGAAAAUCAGGGAGAGAGUCGGGACCAAGAACCCCGUGUAUCUGAGUAUUGACAUCGAUACUCUGGAUCCUGCUUUCGCCCCUGCCACGGGCACCCCAGAGACUGGCGGUUGGUCUACGCGCGAGCUCCGGACCAUCCUGCGCGGUCUCGACGGCAUCAACCUCAUUGCUGCUGACAUCGUCGAGGUUGCCCCCGCAUACGACACGAAUGCUGAGCACACGACCAUGGCUGCCGCCGAUGCUCUGUACGAGGUCAUGUCGAUCAUGGUGAAGAAGGGACCCCUGAGUAAGACUGUGGAACAGGGCAAGGAGCCGGAGUUGUAG
This is a messenger RNA of Diaporthe citri, 1194 nucleotides long. RefSeq lists its product as uncharacterized. Bases 1 to 1194 code for a protein of 397 amino acids. The record is from RefSeq and is a predicted model, not a curated record. The transcript is spliced from 7 exons. Gene Ontology annotation, molecular function: agmatinase activity; metal ion binding. Lineage: Eukaryota; Fungi; Ascomycota; Sordariomycetes; Diaporthales; Diaporthaceae.